GCCUCUGUGAUGCUCAAUGGCCAAGGUGGGAGGGGGUGCUGCAUGGGCUGGGGACACACUGGAAUAUUCACAGACUCUGUGGCAGCAGCAGCAACAGAAGAGCAGCCCACCCCAUAAGGGACCCCUGAGGAAUGAAGCAGCCUUUCAGGGCCAGAGAGGCUGCAGCCUCCCUUCUUCUCCUUAAAUAGCCAGCAUACCACCCGUAGCUGCAAAGAGCCCACUGCCACAACCACACUCACCUGCUCCCCCAGAUUCCUGCCCCUUCUGCUGGACCAGCUGCAAGAGGCAGCACAUCUGGGAUUACGCAGUUUGUACGGAGGUAACGACUGCAGAUUUGGAGGACCCACGGGGACUAACAGAAGGCUCCUUGCCCACAGCUCCUCUGGAGGCUGCAGCAUGAAUGGCCUACAGACAGCCUCCCUGAGUCUGACCAGCAACUCCUCCCUGGCCCCUGCUGAGCGAUGCGGGCAGGAGACUCCCCUGGAGAACAUGCUGCUCGCCUGCUUCUACCUGCUGGAUUUCAUCCUGGCUUUCGUGGGCAAUGCGCUGGCCCUGUGGCUUUUCAUCCGGGACCACAAGUCAGGCACCCCGGCCAACGUGUUCCUGAUGCACCUGGCAGUGGCUGACUUGUCCUGUGUGCUGGUCCUGCCCACUCGCCUCGUCUACCACUUCUCUGGGAACCACUGGCCAUUUGGGGAAAUCCCGUGCAGACUCACCGGCUUCCUCUUCUACCUCAACAUGUAUGCCAGCAUCUACUUCCUCACCUGCAUCAGCAUGGACCGCUUCCUGGCUAUCGUACACCCAGUCAAGUCCCUCAAGCUGCGCAGGCCGCUCUACGCACACCUGGCUUGCGCCUUGCUGUGGGUGGUGGUGGCCGUGGCCAUGGCCCCACUGCUGGUCAGCCCACAGACGGUGCAGACCAACCAAACAGUGGUCUGCCUGCAGCUGUACCGGGAGAAGGCCUCGCACAAAGCCCUGACAUCCCUGGUUGUGGCCUUCACCUUCCCGUUUGUCAUCACCGUGACCUGCUACCUACUGAUCAUUCGCAGCCUUCGGCAGGGCCCUCGUGUCGAGAAGCGCCUCAAGGGCAAAGCCGUGCGCAUGAUAGCCAUCGUGCUGGCCAUCUUCCUGAUCUGCUUUGUGCCCUACCACAUACACCGCACUGUCUACCUGCUGCACUACAACGGUGGCAGGGCCUCCUGUGCUGCCCAGCGUGUCCUGGCCCUGGGCAACCGCAUCACCUCCUGCCUCACCAUCCUGAACGGGGCCCUGGACCCUGUCAUGUACUUCUUUGUGGCCGAGAAGUUCCGCAACACCCUGUGCAACCUGCUCUGUGGCAAGAGGCUCAUGGGGCCACCUCCCAGCUUUGAGGGAAAAACCAAUGAGAGCUCCCUGAGUGCCAGGUCAGAGCUGUGAGCCGUAGGCCCCAGCCUCCAGUGACAGCCUUGGGGCACGUUCCACCCCGCCCAGCAAGAGAACUCCAUCUUCUCCCAUCUGCCUCGUGGCAAACAACCCAAAAUCCCAUGGAGAUCUGCAGGCUGAGCUCACCUGGCCCCAAGCUCAGUCUUACUCACAAGCAAACUGGAAAGGGAGGACGAACCAGGGGGACUAAAUAGCUGCCCCUCUGCAGGGACCCAGAUGCUCGGGGACUUCCCCCUCUUAAGAGGGACUAGGGUUCCUUGUUGGCCAGCCAGGCUUGAAGCCUCCUACCCACCACAGUGAAGCCCUGCAGAAAAACCCAGGGCUGCACAGGGCCCAGGAGCAGAGGCAGCAUGGCUUUCAGUGGAGGUGGAGGUAUCCAGAUAUUUCCUUUAAAGUACAAGGUUUCUGUAGGUCUCUUAGGGGUGCCUUUGCCAGAUGUUCCCUUUCUGAAUUUAGGGGACAUAAACUAAAUUACAGCCAAAUGCUGGAAGUGCAUUUCAGAGGUUUGCUGUGUGAUGCCAAGCAAACCUGGCCCAGCUUGGCUCUGGGUUCCUGCCUCUUCUGGUGUAAACCCACACAGACUUGCUAUAGCCUGACAAUCCGAGCUCCUCAGCAGGAGAAGGCAGCCUCGCCAAGCACACAGCAUGGUGGACAGUCACCAGGAGUCCUCCUCAAGCAGGUACUGGUAUGUGAAGUUCUCUCCUGAUAAUUCAGACCAGGCAGGCUACCCUAAACCUCUCUCCCUCCCAAGAAGCCCCCAGCCUCUGCUGUCCCAUUUUGCGCCUUCCCUUGGUAGCAUCUCUAUGCCAUCCUAACACGCCCUUUAUAUACUUGUUUGUGCAGAUUAUAAAUAUAACUGUAGCUUUAAGAUUUGUUCAA
Molecule: messenger RNA, 2301 nt
Organism: Cavia porcellus (domestic guinea pig)
Lineage: Eukaryota; Metazoa; Chordata; Mammalia; Rodentia; Caviidae
Gene: Gpr17
Product: G protein-coupled receptor 17
Exons: 3
Coding region: 397-1416 (339 amino acids)
Biological process (GO): phospholipase C-activating G protein-coupled receptor signaling pathway; positive regulation of Rho protein signal transduction
Cellular component (GO): plasma membrane
Molecular function (GO): G protein-coupled receptor activity
Source: RefSeq, a predicted model, not a curated record